This is a messenger RNA of Alnus glutinosa, 1721 nucleotides long. RefSeq lists its product as uncharacterized. The coding region runs from base 158 to 1495 and encodes 445 amino acids. Gene Ontology annotation, biological process: nucleolar large rRNA transcription by RNA polymerase I; transcription elongation by RNA polymerase I; RNA polymerase I preinitiation complex assembly. Gene Ontology annotation, cellular component: RNA polymerase I complex. NCBI's taxonomy places the organism in Eukaryota, Viridiplantae, Streptophyta, Magnoliopsida, Fagales, Betulaceae. Gene Ontology annotation, molecular function: DNA binding. The record is from RefSeq and is a predicted model, not a curated record. The transcript has 4 exons.
CUUCCUUAUUGCGAAGAAGCGUCCGUGGUUGUGCCCCAGUGAGAUGAAUCUGUCUCAAACACAAGCAUCUCAGAAAAAUUAGGCAUCGCCAGCACUGCCUUGAGACUUGAGAGUAGCUGUUGUCGUUGUAGCUGAAAGUUUUGGUCAUUCUCUUCCGAUGAACUCAGAACCAGAAGACACCAAAUCGCAACUAACCCAGAACCAGGAGACCCCAACAAAGAAGAAGAAGAAGAAGCAUCGAGCUCCACCGACACCAACACCGCCACCGCCACCGACGUUGCUACCGGUCCAAGGCAAAGCCAAAGUGCAAGUACUUCACGAGAACCCACAAAAAGCGCCGCCUUUUGUUGGCUACUUCUCCUCCAGUUAUGACCCCCUUAGAGAUAACGGUGGGAACAAUUCCGAGGGAAGUGAUGGUAUUGGGUCACCUAGGGUUAGGGUUUAUCGAAGCCAGAAGUGGCCCAAGAGGGUCCAGAUGGUGGUGAGCCCAUCUCGGUCUAAUGUGGAUUUCGUUGGGACCAACUACUCUGGCGAGGCCACGAUUGGCCAGCGGUAUAAGUACGCGCUUGGGGUGUUUGACAAGGAGAGCCAGAGCUUGAAGAUUGUGCCUGUUGCUUGUGACAGGGUAUUUAGACUAGAACCCAAAGUUAGGGGGUUAGAUGUUGCUGAUGAGGAACCUGAAAGCUCAGUGAAGGAAGAAACUUCUGCACAACAGAAGGCUGACAAGAUGAAAGAGCUUACUAUUCUUUUUGGAACAAAGAAGUCAAUAAAGGAGGCAAAAAAGAAGCACUCUUUGAACCAAGAAGAUAAUCCCAAAUCUCAAGAGGAGCUGAGUGGGAGAAUCAAAGAAGUAAAGAUAAAAAAGGAGGCUCUUGAAAGUACUGAUGCUAAUAUCGCCCGCAAUGUUCCACCAUAUGAUGCUUCUGCGACUUCUCCCCAGGAGGCUUACCCACUGGACAAGAUCAUCCUUAUGGGAGAGUGGGCUUUUCUUGAAGAUAUUUUUGAGCUUUUGCAAGUGGGAGCAGAAGUAUCCCCCAAGACUUACCCAACCUUUGUCUGCAACAGAAUCCAUAAAUUGCAGGAGAUCCAGGAUGAGGCAGAGAAGAGAUCGCUUUCUUGCAUAUUCUCAUACAUUACUCAUCUUAUAAAGUACAAAGAUCAGAAUUCCAUGGAUGGUGUUUCCUCUGCAAAGGGCCACAGAAUUCCAAGCAUUCUAUCCCAGAAGUUCUCAACAGUGUUCUCUCCAGAGUCAAAAAGGCUGUCAGCUGAGAAAAAUGAUCUUCUCAUUAGUUAUGUCUUGGUACUCACUCUGUAUGCUGAUGAAUUCCGAACUGACCCGACUGAUAUAGCAAAGGAUCUGAGAAUGAGUUCAAUAAAAUUGAGAGUGCAUUAUGAGCAUUUGGGUUGCAAGCUCUCCCGCCAGGACAGCUUGCUGUCAUUUACCCUUCCUUUACCCCUCCAAUUUCCAACAGUAAGGCAGAAGAGGCGACGAUAGGUAGAUGAUUUGUUCUUGUGAUUGUUCUAGAGCUUGGAAGAGCGCGGGCGGGUGUCUUCAGCAUGGGCUCAGAAAAUGAAAACUCGAAAAUAGUUUCAGGAAUAGAAAAUUUUGAUUGCUUGUUAUGAAUUCAGGUUUUCUUCAGGAUACUUUCUUGUGGUAUUGUUCUUCCAUCUUAAAACAUAGUUAUGCUUACAUCUAUUUGAAUAGAUUCAUAAUUUGGUUC